AGAGAGACAGACAGCAGUGGCCAGAUGGAGCCCUGUUUGUUUUGAAGUAGCUGACUGCUGCUGAGAGUAGGGCAGUCUGCCGGCACUAGUGUGACUGAAUGAGGGGAAAAGUACAUCACACCCAGUCUGGGCAACAACAGGACAGCAAACCACUGUUUUCAUUCUGCUUAUGUGGACAGAUCUUCUGCUGUGCUGCUCAGUGUGGAGGCACUCUAUGCAGCUCAAGGUCAGGAAAAUCCAGCUGCAGCCUCAGGGAACUGUCCUAUCUGGAUUUUGGGACCCGCAGGGGCAGGUGGGCUCAAGUUUCCCUGUUGUUGCUCUCCAGCUUUGAUACAGGGACACUAUGCAGGCCUAUAGGACUCUGAAGAGGAUGUGAGGCCUGGACUAUACUGUCAAUACCUCCCACGACAGCGUUGGUUCUCUCAGCCUGAUCCAGUGUCGGAGGCGAGGGGGAAUGGGCCCAGCCUCACUGCAGGGGGAGAGAGAGCCGGAGAAAGAGCCAAAGGCAGAGAUGGAGAGCUACCGCUACCUUCUGCAGGCUGGCUCCCAGCUAGAGAGCACUCUGCAGCAGGUGACUGUCCCUGUAAGCUUGAAGGAGGUGGGGGGCUACAUAGAGAAACAGGUGGCAUACCUGUCAGGGGGCCGUGGGGAAGACUCCAGUGUCAUCAUCACCCUCCCAGAAUGCUCCGCUUUCAGUGACAUUCCAGAGGAAGCUUUAGCCAAAGUCUUUACAUACCUCACUCUCAUUCCUCGAACGAGGCAACCCGGAGUCAAAUUUAUCAUCAUUUUAGACCGGAGAUUGGAUACAUGGGCCUCCAUCAAAACUGCACUUGCCAGGAUAGCAGCUUCCUUUCCUGGGAACCUCCACCUGGUCUUGGUGCUCCGACCCACCAGCUUUUUCCACCGCACUGUUACUGAUAUUGGCUUUCGCUUCAGCCAAGAGGACUUCAUGCUCAAGAUGCCAGUGGUGAUGCUGAGCUCUGUCACAGACCUGCUGCGCUACAUCGAUGAGAACCAGCUGACUUCAGAGUUUGGAGGCACUUUGGACUAUUGUCAUAGUGACUGGAUUGUUUUACGAACAGCUAUUGAAAGUUUUGCUGUAACAGUCAAAGACAUCGCACAGAUGCUGCAGGGCUUUGGCACUGAGCUGGCGGAGACAGAGCUGCCUGAUGAGGGGAAAGCAAUCGAGUAUCUUCUGGAGUCUCACACUGACAAGUACAGGAAGCUCAAGGAUGCAAUCAGGUCAGUGUCAAAGGAGGGUCGUCAUCUUCUCUUAAGCCUGGAGACCUCUGGGAAGGAUGAUGACUCCCAGUGGGAUGUGAGGCUGGACUGGGAGACAGUACAAAGGCUUCUUGCACAGCUCAGAGACAUGGAAUCAGCCUUUGAUGGCUUCUUUGAGAAGCAUCAUCUGAAACUCCAUCAGUACCUGCAGUUGCUCAGAUAUGAGCAAAGCUUUCAGGAGAUGGAGCUGUGUCUGGACCAUCUCAUGUCUCAGGAGAGUGAGCUGCCCAUAUCUGUUGACACUCUGGCUCAAGCAGAACAGGCUCUCAAAAGGUUGGACAGUCUGGAAAUAAAUGCACAGGAGGUGAUGGCUCGAGCUCAGAUCAUCAUUCUUCACGGACACCAGCUGUCAGCCGGUCACCACUACGCCAUGGCUCUUAUUAUGCAGCGCUGCAACGAGCUUCGCCACUACUGUGAUACACUCAGUGCUGCUCUCAAGACCAAACACACUCGUCUCCUGCAAACACACCAGCUGCUGCUUUGUCUCGGACAGGCCCAAACUUGGUGUGAUGAUGGAGCGUAUCUGCUGGCCAAUCAGCUAGUAGAUAAGUUCCAGUCUAAGGAGGGGGCUCAGGCUGCUUUGAGGGACAUUGAGAGGUUACUGGAGGCGGCGCCGUCUAUGCUGAGCUCAGGACCUGACGUCCUGGCCAUGGAGUACGAGGCUGUCAUCACAUCUCCGGUUCAGGGCCAGAUUGGAGAAACGUUUGAGAAGCAUGCAACAGUGCAGCAGAUGAUCCAAAACCGACAGGCUUGUUUAAGGAAGCUGGCUGACAAACAUGUACGACCAGUCCAACUGGUGGCCCCCAGGCCUGAAAACCCACCACGCUCCAAGUCCCCGCUCUUUUCCCCCAAGCAUGGUGAUGGUUUGAAGUUCACGUUCGACCUCUCUCUGCCCGGGAAGAAAACAUCCCGAAAGAGCCCCAACCCUAGAAAAAUAGAGGUCAUUCACGACUACCAGGAGAGCCGGAGCUGUGUGUCGUACGGUCUGGAGGACAGCCCAGAUCAGUUGAAGCGUCAUGUGAUGAGGGAACUCAUAGAAACAGAAAGAAUAUAUGUGGAAGAGCUGCUGUCAGUUCUGCUGGGUUACAGGGCUGAGAUGGACAACCCAGCUCUGUCAGGGCUUCUGCCCCCGAUCCUGCGCAGCAAAAGAGACAUCCUCUUUGGGAACAUGCCUGAGAUCUACAAUUUUCACAGCAGAGUUUUCCUUCAGGAUCUGGAAGGAUGCCUAGAGGCCCCGGAAGGUGUAGGAGCUUGUUUUCUGGAGCGGAAAGAGAGUUUUCAAAUGUAUGAAUGCUACUGUCAGAAUAAACCGCGCUCUGAGGCACUGUGGAGACAAUUCUCAGACUGUGCCUUCUUUCAGGAGUGUCAAAAAAAGCUGGAGCACAAACUGGGCCUGGAUUCCUACUUGCUGAAACCAGUCCAACGCCUCACGAAAUACCAGCUUCUGCUUAAGGAACUACUAAAAUACAGUACAGAUUGCGAGGGGUCUUCUGAACUGCAGGGGGCACUAACAGCAAUGCUGGACCUGCUCAAAUCAGUCAAUGACUCCAUGCAUCAGAUAGCCAUCACAGGAUAUGAGGGUGAAAUUUGCGAGCUGGGCCGUGUGCUGAUGCAGGGUUCUUUCAGUGUGUGGAUCAGCCACAAGAGAGGUCCCACGCGCAUGAAGGAGCUGGCUCGCUUCAAGCCAAUGCAGAGACACCUCUUCUUAUACGAGAGAGCUCUGCUCUUCUGCAAGCGGAGGGAGGAGCAUGGAGAUGGCUGCGACAAGACCCCCUCGUACAGCUUCAAAAACUGUCUCAAGAUGACUGCUGUGGGGAUCACAGAGAAUGUCAAGGGAGAUGUGAAGAAGUUUGAGAUCUGGUACAGUGGCAGGGAGGAAGUGUAUGUGGUUCAGGCUCCUACCGUGGAAGUCAAGAUGGCCUGGCUCAAUGAGCUUCGCAGAAUCCUGACUAACCAGCAGAAGCUACUCAGAGAUGAAGUAUAUCAACAUGGUCAGAUGGUUGGACACAUGCAGCUUUCUCCACCACUCUCUGAGAGCAAGCAGCAGAGGGUGUCAGUGAGCUCAGAGGAUACAGAGUCAGGGAGGAGCAGUCCAGACCCCCAGCCUCACUCCCCUAAACACCAGCACAACCGCAGGAGUUGGCCUGGAGCUCAUCACUCAGUAGACAUCUGCGAGGGUCUGGAGGAGUGGCCUGGAGGUCGGGACGCCUUCCACCCAUCUGACACCGAGGAGGAUGUUUUGGUGCAACUGUCUCCAGGUAGAUACAUGGCCUUGGCUGACUGUCUUCAAAAUGGACAAGACAGCAUUACCAUCAAAUGUGGAGAUGCCAUCCAACUGCAGUGUGAGGACAACAAGGGACGCUGGCUGGUGAAAAACCUGAGUCGGCGACAGGAGGCCUUCAUAGCUGCUGCCAGCCUGCAGCUGAUUAUAGGAGACAGCAGUCGAGGACACUCCACCAGACUAGGCGACCCAGGGAACCUGAAGGCGAGAAAGCUCAGCUCCCCGUAGAGAAGAAAGCACAGAAUGUGAAUCUAAUAUUUACCUGUGGAUGGUAAAACAGAGAGAAGGAACAGAUUGAGCCAUAACUGUCCUACUCCUCACUCCCCGGUUUGCUCUCUAGCACAGUUCAAUCAUUAAAGAGAAAAAUGUGGGGAUCUACAGACCUUCAUUUCUUCUGGGUUUUAAUUGACGACCUCCUGAGGCUGGCGUUUUCUGAUUAUGAAGGUGUGCUGUGGCACCAGCGCAAAGGCUCAGGAACUGUUUAGCCCUCUUGGACAAUCAACACCCGAUCCCUGGAUCCUGAUUGGUCUUCCUCUUUUCUGAUUGGUGAUGACUGUCUUGUCCUUCUGGAGCUCCCAUCUGCAACACACACACACACACACACACACACACACACACACAUUCGGGAUGUGAGGUUGCUGCUGCAGCAUUUUACAAUUUGUGGACAACAUUUGUCAACCCUUCCUUAUUCCAGCUCCUACUUGACAUUAUAGUAUCUCAGUGUGUGUGUUACUGUUUGUCUCGGUGUGUGCUGGAUGGAUGAUGGUAACCCAGGAUUUGCCUGAAACAUUUCUUAAAGAAAAGACUUUUGUACAUAUAUAUGGUGUAAUUUUUAACAUUUAUUGUGCCUCAGUGUUUCAUCUUUGUGUCGUUAGUCGAUGUUUCCCAUUGAACUACUUCAUUGUAUUUUUCUUACAUUUCAUUCCUUAAGCUACCAUUCUUGUGUACAGUCUAGGAGUUAAAAUGCCAAAAUGUGCCAUGCCAUAAUGCCUUUUCUAUUCCUGCUCUUUUGGAGGUACUGUUUGCAAAAUCAAAAACUCUGUUAUUGCUUCAACCUUGACCUCACAAAUAUUCAACAGGCACUUUAAUAAGGUGGAUGAACAAAAGAGACAAAAAAAAAUCCACCUAUUGUCUACUGAAUGUGUGCUUUGCUUGCUGCUUUACCUCUCUUACUGUGCAUUUCCCCUUAUUCAUGCUGUUAUAUCCUUUGUUUGUUCUUGAAUGUAUGAUGUGUUCAGGAGGCAGGGGAGACACGUCAGUGAUGGUAAUGUAAGACAGACAGACACGAUGAAGAUUGAUGGCAGCAUAUUUCUCAGUGUGUGCCGAGGACGAAUGGGAGGCUCAUGCCACAGAGCCCCAAACACUGUCAUUCUCCUCAGGAUCUUUUGGGAGGCCACUGUCAGUCACAGUGUAGAGAAGGGAGAGCGAGGAGUAAAAGAAACCGAGAGAGAGAGAGAGAGAGAGAUUAUGUUCUGUGUACCCCUCCAUCACGGAGGCAGAUUGUUUCCUCCUCACCAUUACAGCUCAGUUAAUCUUGGGUUCCCCAUUAAACGAGAUCAUACAGCCAACAUGAAAUAUACCCUCUGUGUCGAACGCUUAAUUAAAUAUUGAUUGCAGACUUAUAUGAAUUUACCGCAUCAAAUCGAGGCCCCAGUUGGCUGCCUUUGAUACGCUGUGUUUGAUAUGGAAAUGAGUGUAGAAAGCAGCAGGGCCUGCUGCACACUACACAUUUCCUAUGUUGUUAAUUUAUUUAUUUUGCUGUCAUGUUCCUUCACAUUGUGAGGUAUUCGUGCAGCCUGAAUUAAAUUACAUCUCCAUAAUAUUUACGGGAGCUAUGCUUGACUUGCACUUCAAAACCCCAUUUUAUUUCUUUUUAGCUUAUACGACAAAAUCUGAUGGUUUCUUUGAAAUUUUGAUCCGAAAUGCUGCAGAUUUUGCACAGUUUUUCCAGGUUGGAAAACAAAAGAAAACUUGCUUGAAAUAAUAUGUAUCCUGAUGAGCCAAGUAGCCUGAGCUUGAUGCUGAGUGUUUAUCAUGAAAAUGCAUGGCAACUGAACAAUGAACAGGUUUGUUACAGUAACCGUUCUAAACUGGCUUCUUUUGUACAGCUUCAGUUCUGUAAAAAUAAUCAAAUACAAAUAAACUAUUUAUUGCAAUAAUGGUUUGGUUAGUUAAAAUAAUUCAGUACUUGUUUUAACAGCAAUACAUUUGGCUGCUCUCUUUUUCAUAUACACUGAUUGAAUCUAUUAUUUCUGUGUUCUUGUUUUAAUGGAAGCCAAGUUACAUAAUAAAAUUGUGCAGACUUUUCCCUUUUUGUGUGGUUUUGGUCACAAAAGCCCAGUGGUGGAAAGUAACUGCAUACAUUUCA
This is a messenger RNA of Dicentrarchus labrax (European seabass), 5930 nucleotides long. RefSeq names its product MCF.2 cell line derived transforming sequence a (gene mcf2a). Lineage: Eukaryota; Metazoa; Chordata; Actinopteri; Moronidae. Gene Ontology annotation, biological process: intracellular signal transduction; dendrite development. Gene Ontology annotation, cellular component: cytoplasm. The record is from RefSeq and is a predicted model, not a curated record. Gene Ontology annotation, molecular function: guanyl-nucleotide exchange factor activity. The coding region runs from base 455 to 3790 and encodes 1111 amino acids. The transcript is spliced from 30 exons.